CGAGGCGGUGGGCUGAGCAGCGGAGUUCCAGGGCCUGCGAGAGACACCGGGAGGGAAGCGAGUGCGCGCUAAGGCGUUUUAGGAGACACAACUUUUGUAUGCGUAGGUCCAGGAGCUGAGAAGGGUACAGCGCACCGCACCUGCCGCCCGACCCGCUCGAGGUAACCGGCACGAUUAAACAUUGACUCCAUUUGGUGGCCCUCAGACUGGCGGCUAAUCACAGUGAUGAUGGUCACAACACACACAUCACAGUGAUGAGAAACGGUACGACCCCAUGACAGGAUGUCGGAGGAGGUGAUUGUCGUGGCCAAGUGGGACUACACAGCCCAGCAGGAGCAGGAACUGGACAUCCGGAAGCACGAGCGCCUGUGGCUCCUGGACGACUCCAAGACCUGGUGGAGGGUGCGCAACGCCUCCAACCGCACGGGCUACGUCCCCUCCAACUACGUGGAGCGCAAGAACAGCCUGAAGAAAGGGUCUCUGGUGAAGAACCUGAAGGACACUCUGGGUCUGGGGAAGACGCGUCGGAAGGUGAGCGCUCGUGACGCGUCUCCCACGCCCAGCACAGAUGCCGAGUUCCCGUCGAACGGCGGCGGUGGCAGCGGCGAACGCAUCUACGACCUGAACACGCCCGCCGUGGCCAAGUUCGCCUACGCAGCAGAGCGCGAGGACGAGCUGAGCCUGGUGAAGGGCGCGCGCCUGCUGGUGAUGGAGAAGUGCAGCGACGGCUGGUGGAGGGGCGUCUGCGACGGCCACGUGGGCUGGUUCCCCUCCAACUACGUCCAGGAAGACGAGGAGGACGAGGUGGCCGGAGGGGGCAGGGCCAGGGACCCGCCCGCCUCCCGCCCGGCCCUGGCCAAUGGCGCGCGCGUGCUGCACACUGUCCAGACGCUCUAUCCCUUCAGCUCCGCCCUGGACGAGGAGCUGAACUUCGAGCGCGGGGAACUGAUGGAGGUCUUGGAGAAGCCGGAGAACGACCCUGAGUGGUGGAGGUGUCGCAACUGCCAUGGCCACGUGGGUCUCGUGCCCAAGAACUACGUGACUGUGCUCGGCGACGGGCCAGCGGAGGGCGGGGCUGAGGAUGGGCCCCGCCCCCAGCAGCACACCAGCCCCGCCCACACAGGGAAGUUUGGCGGGAAGGAUUGGUACUACGGCGCGGUGACGCGGCACCAGGCCGAGUGCGCGCUGAACCAGAAGGGCGUGGAUGGGGACUUCCUAGUGCGUGACAGCGAGUCCUCGCCGAGUGACUUCUCCAUCUCUCUGAAGGCGGCGGGUAAGAACAAACACUUCAAGAUUCAGUGCAGCGAGGGCGUCUACUGCAUCGGCCAACGUCGUUUUUGUACUAUGGAGGAGCUGCUGGAGCACUACAAGAAGGCUCCCAUCUUCACCAGCGAGCACGGCGAGAAGCUCUACCUGGUCCGGCCCCUCCCGUGACCCCUCUCCUGACGGGGGGACCCCCUCCAGUGCCAAACGUGAGCCAGCGGGCGUUCUGCGACUACAGUGCCACCAGGACGACUCGGACCCGUCGGCGCGCUGCCGUGUUUGAUGUCCUCUUUUUCUCUUCUCUUGUUCACUUCUCUAAAGAUUCUCUUUUGUUUCUGGACCUCUCAGAGUUGGUAAAGAUGUACGAAAAUAAAAUCUCGCCUUCACAAAGCGUUGAAAGAGCUCGCACGUCUCGCCUUGGCUGGCUAGCUCCUUCUGUACUUAAAAUAUUUCUGUCAGGACACAAAGGAGACCUGGUACACGCCUCUGCAGUAGUGUAACGUAGUAGUGUCGUUUUAGAGGGUCUCUGUUCUGUUAUCAGCUCUGACAGUAGGACCUGGCGGUAAUGAUACCACCUCGAGGGGCUACGCAGCCCAGAGGAAGUACAGGAUACUGUAUCUCCAGUGCCAGAAAGACGCACAGACGCUCAGGAACUGCUGCCCCCUGCUGGACAUAAGUGGAAAUGCCGACCAAGAGGCCUGCUGGUCAAAUGAGAUGAAUGUCAAUAAAUACUCAACCAAACGUGCCCCUCACACACGCACCCAUUAUGUGUAAGGGCAUCACACUCCACUGUCCACACGUUUCGUCCCUGCUACCCUGGACACAGUCAUAAAGGGGACGAUUACAAGACUCCUUAUUCUGUUCAGUUAUGUCUAGGUACACUUAUUUCCAAGCUUUUUAAAAGUAUAUGUAAUAGUGUCAUAGAGCAUUGUUAUUUAAAUUCCUGUUACAGCGUUAUGCCUAUUUAAACAAGAGAUUAAAGUGAAAAUACCAGACAUUUACUAAGCACUGUACCAAUGACAGUUGUGUUGGAGGUCAAGAGGCCUUUGUUUAAUUAAACGUUUUGCAAAA
This is a messenger RNA of Electrophorus electricus (electric eel), 2334 nucleotides long. It is a transcript of the gene nck2b, whose product is annotated as NCK adaptor protein 2b. Lineage: Eukaryota; Metazoa; Chordata; Actinopteri; Gymnotiformes; Gymnotidae. Gene Ontology annotation, cellular component: cytoplasm. The record is from RefSeq and is a predicted model, not a curated record. Gene Ontology annotation, molecular function: receptor tyrosine kinase binding; signaling adaptor activity. Gene Ontology annotation, biological process: positive regulation of endoplasmic reticulum stress-induced intrinsic apoptotic signaling pathway; positive regulation of translation in response to endoplasmic reticulum stress; cell migration.